Messenger RNA from Triplophysa rosa, 1497 nucleotides. Its product is annotated as olfactory receptor 1D2-like. Lineage: Eukaryota; Metazoa; Chordata; Actinopteri; Cypriniformes; Nemacheilidae. Gene Ontology annotation, biological process: G protein-coupled receptor signaling pathway. Gene Ontology annotation, molecular function: olfactory receptor activity; G protein-coupled receptor activity. The transcript has 4 exons. The coding region runs from base 1 to 1497 and encodes 498 amino acids. Gene Ontology annotation, cellular component: membrane. The record is from RefSeq and is a predicted model, not a curated record.
AUGGAAACUGCUGAGAUAUCACCCUCAGAGGAACAGCCAGACCAAUCAAGGAGACAGGCCAUUACCUCCGUACCUUCUGUCAUGACCACCAGAACUCCAUUAACCAUCUACGAGCCUCACUCUAUUUCAGUGCAUACUCUGCUAACCACCUCCCCCUCCUCUCUUUCCCUGAUCUGGAGAACCUUCCGAUGUCCCAUCUGUUAUCCACUGGUUCCAGGAGAGCAAGAGGGUCAGGGACUCAGCACAUCAGCACUUAAAACAGGCACUCCGUCAGGGGAUCGCGAGAUUCGGGAGUUCGUCAAGGACUUCUCGGCGGUCGCGAGGGAGACCGAGUUUGGUGAGGCCGAACUAAAGGUCAUUUUUGACGGCUGCCUCACCCACUGCCUCAAGCCAACGGAGAGGGAGAUGCUGAGACCCCCGGAGUUUGGCGAUAUGGUCAGGUACGUGAUCAACCAGGACGACCCCUUGCCCGCAGUCCCAGCCUGGGGACUCAACACCUUCCGCCUCAAGCUCCACAGUCCCUGGCCCUCCUGCCAGCAUCCAUGGCAAAUACAGUUAUCAUUGGAGAACAUUUCUAGUGUUUUUGAAUUUCAAUUGUCUGGACUGAAUGAAACAAUGGAAAACAGAUAUGUGUUUUUAUCUUUGACUGCGCUGUAUUAUCCUCUAAUGGUUUUGUGUAAUGUAGCUGUAAUUUUCACUAUUAUUUCAUAUCAGAAGCUUCACGAGCCAAUGUACAUAUUUGUGUGUAAUUUGUGUAUGAAUGCACUUUUUGGCACUGCUGGAUUCUACCCUAAAUUCAUGUAUGAUUUAUUAUCUGAAUACCAUGUCAUUUCAUAUGCUGGUUGUCUGAUUCAGAUAUUUGUCAUUUAUUCAUCUGCUUUGUGUGACUUUUCAACAUUAACAGUGAUGGCAUAUGACAGGUAUGUGGCAAUAUGUAGACCGCUGGAGUAUCAUGCAAAAAUGACCAAGCAAAGGGUUCUUCAGUGUAUAUUGUUUUGCUGGCUGGCUCCAUUUUGUUGUAUGUCUGUUCUUAUUGCAUUGUUAUCCAGACUCACCUUAUGUGGCUCGAGUAUUGAAAAGCUAUAUUGUGAAAUUUGGGCCGUUGCAAAACUUUCUUGUUUUUCUAACACUGUAAAUAAUGUGUUUGGGUACAUUGUAAUUCUUGUAUACUUUGGUCAUGCGGUAUUGAUAUUUUGCUCAUAUAUUCAUUUGAUUAGAAAGUGCAGGAAGUCUAUAGAAGUCAGACACAAAUUUGUACAGACGUGUGUACCACAUCUGCUCUCAUUGUUCAAUGUGACUUUUGCUUUGCUGUUUGAUGUAUUUUUCAGCCGCUAUGGUUCAAAAAGUUUGCCUCAAGGCACACGUAAUUUCAUGGCACUGGAAUUCCUUGUCAUACCCCCCAUUUUAAAUCCCCUCAUUUACGGACUAAAUCUGACAACAAUACGCAAACAAGUUAUGCAACUAUUUUUCAAGAAACAAGUUGGAAUAUCUGAGUGA